Molecule: messenger RNA, 1665 nt
Organism: Aspergillus puulaauensis
Lineage: Eukaryota; Fungi; Ascomycota; Eurotiomycetes; Eurotiales; Aspergillaceae
Gene: SRP1
Product: karyopherin alpha
Exons: 3
Coding region: 1-1665 (554 amino acids)
Biological process (GO): NLS-bearing protein import into nucleus
Cellular component (GO): nucleus; nucleoplasm; cytoplasm
Molecular function (GO): nuclear import signal receptor activity; protein binding
Source: RefSeq, a predicted model, not a curated record
AUGGCCGAACGCUACAUCCCAGAGCAUCGUCGCACCCAGUACAAAGCCAGAAACCAGUUCCGGCCUGACGAACUCCGCCGCCGUCGUGAGGAGCAGCAAGUCGAGAUCCGGAAGCAGAAGAGAGAAGAGAAUUUGGCCAAGCGACGAGGUAUCCAGACUCGGGAUGGCGGAAUCGGUGUCGGAGGUGGCAUGGCUGCCGCCGAGAGUGACGACGAGGCAAGCGCUAUCGAAAGUGAGCUCAAUGUCGAGCUACCAGAAAUGGUCAAGGGUGUCUUCUCCGACCAGAUUGAAGCUCAAAUCCAAGCCACAACCAAAUUCAGAAAGCUUCUCUCCAAGGAGCGCAAUCCUCCCAUUGAGCGUGUCAUCGAGACCGGUGUUGUCUCUCGCUUUGUGGAGUUCCUCCGAUCCCCUCACACCCUAGUUCAAUUUGAGGCCGCAUGGGCUCUGACCAACAUUGCAUCCGGAUCUGCUCAACAAACUCAAGUGGUCAUCGAGGCUGGCGCUGUACCGAUCUUCGUCGAGCUUCUCAGCAGCCCCGAGCCCGAUGUGCGCGAACAAGCUGUUUGGGCUUUAGGUAACAUUGCUGGUGACAGCCCUCAAUGUCGUGAUUUCGUCCUCAACGCAGGUGCUUUGCGUCCCCUCCUGACUCUGAUCAAUGACGGUCGCAAAAUUAGCAUGCUGCGCAAUGCCACAUGGACAUUGAGCAACUUCUGUCGUGGAAAGACUCCUCAGCCGGAUUGGACUACCAUUGCACCAGCUCUACCUGAUCUUGCCAAACUAAUCUACAUGCUUGAUGAUGAGGUCCUGAUUGAUGCUUGCUGGGCUAUCUCCUACUUGUCUGAUGGGCCCAACGAGAAGAUCCAAGCUGUCAUCGAAGCUGGCAUUCCUCGUCGACUCGUCGAACUUCUGAUGCACGCGUCCACUUCCGUCCAGACCCCUGCCCUCCGUUCCGUUGGAAAUAUUGUCACUGGUGACGAUGUUCAGACGCAAGUGAUCAUUAACUGCGGCGCUCUUCCCGCCCUCCUCUCUCUUCUAAGCUCAACUAAGGAUGGCAUCAGGAAGGAGGCUUGCUGGACUAUCUCUAACGUUACUGCUGGCAACUCAAGCCAAAUCCAGUCGGUUGUUGACGCUGGGAUCAUCCCGCCCUUGGUCCACCUGCUUGCCAAUGGAGACUUCAAGACGCGCAAGGAAGCCUGCUGGGCUAUCUCCAACGCCACCUCUGGUGGGUUACAGAAGCCAGACCAGAUUCGAUACCUUGUUACCCAAGGUUGCAUCAAGCCACUAUGUGAUCUUCUUGCAUGCCCGGACAACAAGAUCAUCCAGGUUGCCCUUGAUGGCCUCGAGAACAUUCUUAAGGUUGGCGAAAUGGAUAAGGAGGCUGCACAAUCUGGCGAUGCUCGUGUUAACCGCUAUGCGUUGUUCAUCGAAGAGGCCGGUGGUAUGGAGAAGAUCCACGACUGCCAGAAUAACGCCAACGAAGAGAUCUAUAUGAAGGCAUACAACAUUAUUGAGAAGUAUUUCUCGGAUGAAGAUGAAGCCGGUGGUGAGAUCGAUGAGCUUGCCCCUCAACAAACACAGACUGGAUUCACCCUGGGUGCUACCCAGCAGCAGCCUGGUGGAUUCUCGUUCGGCGGUGCCAACGGUGGCGACACCAUGGACAUGUAA